AUGUCAUCUAACGCGAACGCCACCGAGACUGCAGCCAGUACCAAAAUGGCACUCGACUCCAGAGCUGGAACAGAAACCGAUGCCUCCAAAUCUCUUAAUACUUGUGAUGAGACUAAAUUGACGAAAUGCUACAAUAAGAAUGACGAGGAAAUUUCUGCGAGUCUACAUUUCGUAAACAGCAAUGGGGAGACAAAGGAUUACACUAAUCUCCCAAAACAAGUCUGGAAAGCUCCACCCAAAGGUAAGGCUUACAGUGGGCACUCUUUUUCAGGUACUUCGCGAGUGCCGGAAGGUCUUGUGGAUACCUACCAUGACGAAAACGGAAGAGGGUGGAUGUAUUUCAGAGAAAAAUGA
Messenger RNA from Kwoniella shivajii, 354 nucleotides. RefSeq lists its product as uncharacterized. The transcript is spliced from 3 exons. The record is from RefSeq and is a predicted model, not a curated record. Lineage: Eukaryota; Fungi; Basidiomycota; Tremellomycetes; Tremellales; Cryptococcaceae. The coding region runs from base 1 to 354 and encodes 117 amino acids.